GGAGGAGCUGCGCCAAAGUAUCGCAUGACGCUGGCACUGCCAGUCGGUGCAGUCAUGAACUGCGUCGACAACAGCGGCGGCAAGAACCUCUACAUCAUCGCAGUCACCCGUUUCGGAGCCAAGCUCAACCGUCUACCGGCUGCUGCAGCUGGUGACAUGGUCCUCGCGACAGUGAAGAAGGGCAAGCCCGAGUUGCGCAAAAAGGUGCAUCAAGCGAUCGUGGUCAGACAACGCAAAGCAUGGCGCCGAAAGGACGGCGUCUUCAUCCGAUUCGAGGAUAACGCAGGUGUCAUCUGCAACCCUAAGGGAGAAAUGAAGGGAUCCUCAAUCGCAGGACCCUGCGCAAAGGAAGCAUGCGAUCGCUGGCCACGUAUAGCCUCGAACGCAAACGCCGUCAUCUGAGACGACCUUGCGCUCACUCUCUUUUGUGACUGUGACAACAGCAGCAGAAUGCAUCUGGCCCAGCCAUAUUCAUGCUAUUGACCAACGGCUG
Molecule: messenger RNA, 493 nt
Organism: Mixia osmundae IAM 14324
Lineage: Eukaryota; Fungi; Basidiomycota; Mixiomycetes; Mixiales; Mixiaceae
Exons: 5
Coding region: 25-402 (125 amino acids)
Biological process (GO): translation
Cellular component (GO): cytosolic large ribosomal subunit; ribosome
Molecular function (GO): structural constituent of ribosome; large ribosomal subunit rRNA binding
Source: RefSeq, a predicted model, not a curated record